AUGACUGAAAGGAACGCAUCGGGCGUCGGUUCCGACAGGACUGCAUCUGCUAAGUCCAGGGCCGGUGACGCAGCAAAGGAUGCGCGCGCAAAAGAAUCGCAAACAUUAUCUGCCAAGGCUGAGACUGGCUCUGGCAGUCACUCCAGUCCCAAAAAGCGCCGCAAGGUCAAUCACGGUAAGCUAUCCAUCGCGGAACCUGCGAAGCGUGCUCGAAGCGACCAAGACCAUUCUGCCGCAGACGAAGAAGGAUCGUCCAACAAUGAGCUGGGCAACGUUCAAAGUAUGCCUCGGAAUGUCGACGUCCCGGAUGCUGCCGGUCAGCAAAUUCUCCCCGACGGGACAAUUGGAAUCCCCCCUUCUUCGGUGCAGCCAGCAAACAUUUCUUCGUCUGGCCAGGGCCUUGAUGCCAAUCCCCAGCAGUUGAUGCCCUACAACGACUGGAUGGGUGGACAGAAUCAAUUUCAGGACAUGCACUCUCUUCAUCCGUCGUACAUGUUCAAUGCCCCUGAGGUUACGAACGAGUAUAACUUGCUCGGAGACUUCCUCAGCAACAGUUUGUUGGAUGAUGGGACGAUGUUCCAAAAUCAGGAUAACACUCAAGGGAUAUACACUGAUCCAACGUUGAUGAACUCGAUGAACUCGAUGAACAUGCCAAAUGGACUCUCAUUAACGACGCAGCUUCCACCCCCAGCAGUACCCCAAGGAGACUCCAUUCAACGAUCGACUACCAAUGCCGUGGUAAAUGAUAAAGCUCGUGAGACAUACUAUAUGACCGCAGCUGAUCCAUCCGGAUCGGACCCACCAGAGGAGCGCAUGAACAAGCUUCUCAAAGCCAAGUAUGAUGCUGGCCUAUUGAAGCCCUUCAACUACGUCAAAGGCUAUGCUCGACUCAACCAGUAUAUGGAAAAGAACAUGCAACAAAUCUCUAGGCAAAAGAUUCUUCGACAACUCGACAAGUUCCGACCGAAGUUCCGAGAGCGCAUGCAGAGCUUGACAGAUAUUGAGCUGAUUCUGGUGGAGAUGUGGUUCGAAAGAAGUUUAAUGGAGUAUGACCGCGUUUUCGCCAGUAUGGCUAUCCCUGCCUGUUGCUGGCGACGAACUGGCGAGAUCUUCCGUGGCAAUAACGAGAUGGCACAGUUGAUCGAUGUGCCGAUAGAGAGUCUUCGAGAUGGAAAACUUGCCAUUCACGAGAUCAUUGUCGAAGACCAGUUGGUCAGUUACUGGGAGAAGUUUGGAGCCAUUGCGUUUGACAAUACCCAGAAAGCAAUGCUUACCAGCUGCACCCUGAAAAAUCCUAGUGGAUCUGGAGAAGGAAUCCAAUGCUGCUUCUCAUUUACUAUUCGCCGGGAUAAUCACAACAUUCCCUCUCUCAUCGUUGGAAACUUCCUUCCUACACAACGGAUACACAAGUAA
Penicillium odoratum is the source of this 1413-nucleotide messenger RNA. RefSeq names its product gluconeogenesis transcription factor RDS2 (gene acuM). The record is from RefSeq and is a predicted model, not a curated record. Gene Ontology annotation, cellular component: nucleus. Bases 1 to 1413 code for a protein of 470 amino acids. NCBI's taxonomy places the organism in Eukaryota, Fungi, Ascomycota, Eurotiomycetes, Eurotiales, Aspergillaceae. The transcript is spliced from 5 exons. Gene Ontology annotation, molecular function: RNA polymerase II transcription regulatory region sequence-specific DNA binding.